This is a messenger RNA of Mesorhabditis belari, 2880 nucleotides long. Lineage: Eukaryota; Metazoa; Nematoda; Chromadorea; Rhabditida; Rhabditidae. The record is from the annotation of a GenBank genome assembly.
AUGGCGGCAGAAGGCCACAAUGUGGACGGGACUCUGCUCGAACUGGGAAGAGAUCAUGGACAUUACUUUCAGAAAAAAACCUUCACCAAGCCCACUUAUUGUCAUCAUUGUUGCGAGAAAAUCUGGGGAAUGCUCACCCAAGGAUACGUUUGUGAAGUGUGCAAUUUCGUCUGUCACGAGAAAUGCAUGAAAACGGUGGUCUCCUAUUGCAGUGGAGUGGCUCUGCAGCUUAUAAAGAACCCCGUCGCUCACAUGUGGAGCGAACCCGGGCAUAUUAAGCGCAAAUUCUGCAACGUUUGUCGCAAGAGGACCGAGGAUUCGACGAGUAUCGAGUGUGAGGUCUGCGAGUACUACGUGCACGUCGAUUGCCAUGAUUUAGCGGUCUCCGAUUGCAAAGAGGCGGCAACAUAUGUGCCCAGUCUUGAUAAGGCAGCCCAAGCCCAGUACCAUCACAUGCGAGAAGGGAAUCUGCCCCGAGACAGCAAAUGUGUCGUCUGCAAAAAGGUUUGCUCCUCGAGCGAGUGCCUAGCGGGGAUGCGAUGCGAGUGGUGUGGGCAAACGGCGCACGCGCUCUGCUACCGCCAAAUGCACGAAAUGUGCGAUUUGGGUCUCCUGCAAAAGAUCAUGCUUCCGCCGAACUCGUUAACGAUCCCACGAAACGAGCUCCCGAUGGAAAAACUCCUGAAUAUCACGGCUUCCGAGCAAACGGCCGCCCGUAAGGUCUCUUCACCGUGCAAGAUCACCGCCGACGAUGUCUCAUCGGGAGGAGAUGAAACGAAAGAAAAAGAGGAUUAUGAGGUACUCCGAAUAUUCGACGGAAACAAUUCCCUCCGAAAUCAAGUGUUCCGAACAGCUUCUGUCCCCAAAACGGCUUCCGUUCAACAGAUUCGCGACUCGGCUCUGCGACGAUUUCACAUCCAGGACAACCCGGAUAACUACUAUGUCACUCAAGUCACAAAUGAUUUGACCGGUGAGGAGGAGUCGCUGGAAGACCCGGUUCCGCUGCGGAACGUGAAACGACCAGAGGGUCGACGUGCGCAAAUUUUCCUUCGAUAUCGAGAUGAUCCCGAUAAGGCAAUAGUGAAGAUAUAUGGAGGAUGGUUACGAAUCCCGGUCACUUUCUGCACGAUGACAGUGACGAAAGAGACUGUUCAAGAUGUGAUCUCCGAUUCGCUCGACCAUUUCGGAUUGGAUCGAAAAACGUGGAAUCGUUACAAUCUCAUCGAAGUCUCGCUUGAGCGUGGCGUGGUCGAGCGCACGUGUAAUCAACAAGAGACCAUGCUGCAAUUAGUGCGGAACUUGAGAAAGGAUUCCCUCCGUCGCUACCAUGUCGUUCGUUUCUAUGUUCAAGAGAAAGAAGAUCCACACGAUCACGCAGUUUUCGUCGGAAAUCUUCCCGUUUCACUUGCUCAACGACAAUAUGAAAGGAUUCUGCUCAAGCUGCUUGGUGCUAAAGAGAAACCCUUCACGGCGAUCGGUCCAAUCUAUUUCGAGUACGGUUCCCUAGUCAUCACUUUUAACACGCCGAAAGCUGCCUCAGCAGCCGUGCAUCGACUACAGAAUGCCGUUUAUGAGGACAAGAAGCUCAUCGUUUUGUGUCUACCAAAUGUACAGCCUAAAAUGCUUCCCCCCGAAUCGGAGCCACUACUCGUUUUGGUGAAUGUGAAAAGUGGUGGAUGUCAGGGCACUGAAUUGGUUAAAUCUUUCCGAAAACUUCUCAACCCUUUCCAAGUGUUUGAUGUGUUGAAGGGUGGACCGCUUGUUGGGCUCUACGUUUUCCGAAACAUUCCAAAGUACAAGAUUUUGGCGUGUGGUGGCGAUGGGACGAUCGGAUGGGUGUUGCAAUGUCUGGAUAUCGCGAAACAGGACGCCGCCUGUUUCUCGCCUCCUUGCGGAAUCGUUCCACUUGGCACCGGAAAUGACUUGGCUCGAGUGCUGAGAUGGGGUGGUGGAUAUACGGGAGAAGAAAACCCUCUGGAUAUCUUGAAAGAUGUGAUUGAAGCGGAUGAAGUGAGACUGGAUCGAUGGGCUGUCGUGUUUCACGAGGAGGAGAGAACUCAACCCCCAACCGCGCCCACUCCCGAAGGCUCAGCCGAGGCUGAGGGUAUGAUGAACAAUCCAGAAGAUCAAACAUCAAUGAUCAUCAUGAAUAACUAUUUCGGAAUCGGGAUCGAUGCCGAUGUUUGUCUGAAGUUUCAUAACAAGCGUGACGCAAACCCGGAAAAAUUUCAAUCCCGCCUCUUCAACAAGACUCAAUACGUGAAAAUCGGUCUUCAAAAAGCUCUCUUCGAGCGAACGUGUAAAGAUUUGUGGAAAAGGAUCGAGUUGGAAGUCGAUGGAAAGAUCAUUGAAUUGCCGAACAUUGAAGGAAUCAUUGUGUUAAAUCUUCUCUCGUGGGGAAGCGGAGCGAAUCCGUGGGGAACAGCGAAAGAAGACGAGAAUUUCUCGAAACCCACGCAUUAUGAUGGAUUGUUAGAGGUUGUCGGUGUCUCGGAUGUUUCUCGAUUAGGGUUGAUUCAGUCAAAGCUGGCCGCCGGGAUCCGAAUUGCACAGGGCGGAAGUAUCCGAAUCACGACUCACGAGGAGUGGCCAGUGCAAGUCGAUGGAGAGCCGCAUAUUCAGCCACCCGGCACGAUUACCAUCCUCAAAUCAGCGCUAAGGGCGCAAAUGCUGAAGAAAGCGAAGAAGAAAAGGAAUCAAGGGCAACAAAUAGCGAUAGGUGGAGGUGGACGGAGUGUGGGCAAUGAUGAGAUGGCGGCGAGCACGAGAGGAGGCGGAGCCGUCCACACAACGAGCACAUUCAAAAGAGGCGGCAGAGGGGGGAAAAGAGGACCGGGAGGAGAUGAAACUGAUAGUAAUGACGAGGCGGACGCUUUUUUG